AUGGCGGAGUUUCAUCUUCCUUCCGAAACCGAAAACGAAACCGAUCAUAUUCCGGCCGAUGAUUUAGAAGAGGACGCUACUUUCAUCGACGAAGAGUAUCUCAACUACCUCCAUUACUUGGCUUCACGGAGCAACCAUGAAGUCGAGACGUUUGGGACUUACGAUGAAAUCUUUGGUCGAGUGUUGGGUAAUUCAUCUUCCACGCGGCGGAAGGAAGCGGUGGAUGAGCUUCCGGUGGUGGAACUGACGGCUGAGGAACUGAUGGAGAGAGGUUUGGUGGUUUGUGCCAUAUGUAGAGAGGAGCUCGCUGCUACUCAGAGACUCACUGAGCUUCCUUGUCGGCAUUAUUACCAUAAAGACUGUAUCUCGAAUUGGUUGACUAAUCGCAACACUUGUCCUCUUUGCCGUCACAAUGUUAGAAACUAA
Molecule: messenger RNA, 426 nt
Organism: Microthlaspi erraticum
Lineage: Eukaryota; Viridiplantae; Streptophyta; Magnoliopsida; Brassicales; Brassicaceae
Source: the annotation of a GenBank genome assembly